AUGAGAGCAAAUGAGACGCGUGUACAUAUCUCUCCUGCUUCCGCGCGUACGGACAAACAACAAACAGUUUCUUCAAAUCACCAAAAGAAAAACGACGAUGAAAAUAGAGGUAUUCGUGACAGUCGUUUCUUAUCUGGUGUCGUCCAUGCCUCUCAUUCAUGGCCAAUUCGUUCUUGCCCGAAUACCCCCAUUCCCCUCUUAGCCUCGCCCUCCCCUGAAUCGACAUGCAUAAUCCUUGUUAAGCUAUGGACGUUUUUGGACAAAAUUUAUAGAAUUCAAUUGAAAUUGGACAUUCAAUUACGAAUGUCUUAUUAUGCAGGAAUGCUGGUUAAUGGGUUUUGGUUUUUAGAUUUUCGGUGUUGUAGAUUUGAUCGGUUUCUUAUUGGUGGUGGUUUUCGAUUUGAGGGAGUUCGUGUUUCUGAUCAAUGGCUCCAGAACCAGUUCUCACAAGCUCAACUUCGUAGCCUUAAAUCCAAGUUUAUACAUUUAAAGAAGGAAAAUGGUCAAGUUACUGCUGUUGACUUGCCACCCGUGCUUGUAAAAUUGAAGCCCUUCAAUGUGAUCUUCAAGGAGGAGGAAAUAAGGGAUAUAUUGUGUGAGCCUGGUAGCGAUGAGGGCAACAAACUUGACUUUGAAGGCUUUCUUAGGGCUUACAUGAAUUUACAGACACAAGCUGCUAAAAAAUUGGGUAACUCAAAGAAUGCAUCUUCAUUUCUUAAAGCAACAAACUCUACGCUACACACUGUGCAAAAUUCAGAGAAAGAAGUUUAUGUUGCUCAUAUCAAUAGCUAUCUCAGAGAAGACAAAUUUUUGAAGCAGUUUCUUCCUAUUGAUGCAUCCACCAAUGCUUUGUUUGAUCUUGUAAAAGAUGGAGUUCUUCUAUGUAAACUUAUCAAUGUUGCUGUGCCCAAUACAAUAGAUGAUCGAGCAAUUAAUACCAAAAGAGAACUCAACCUUUGGGAAAGAAAUGAAAAUCAUACCCUUUGCCUUAACUCUGCAAAGGCUAUAGGUUGCACGGUAGUCAAUGUUGGCAGCCAGGAUCUAGCUGAAGGAAGACCUCAUUUGGUACUUGGCCUAAUUUCUCAAAUCAUAAAGAUACAACUCCUGGCUGAUCUCAACCUUAGAAAGACACCUCAGCUUCUGGAAUUGGUGGAUGAGGAUGAUGAUGUCGAGGAGCUCAUAACAUUAUCACCUGAGAAAAUCUUAUUGAAAUGGAUGAACUUUCAUCUUAAGAAAGCAGGCUACACAAAAACUGUAACAAAUUUCUCUGCAGAUAUAAAGGAUGGAGAAGCGUAUGCUUACCUGCUUAAUGUUCUUGCACCAGAACACAGCAGCCCUGGUGCAGUGGUUUCAAAUGAUCCUGCUGAACGGGCCAAACUGGUACUGGAGCACGCCGAGAGGAUGAAAUGCAAAAGAUACUUGACUCCAAAGGAUAUUCUUGACGGCUCAACCAAUUUAAAUCUUGCCUUUGUUGCACAGCUCUUUCACGAAAGGAAUGGUCUAUCAAAUGAUAGCAGCAAGAGCAAGGUCUGUUAUGCUGAGAUGAUGAAUGAUGAUGAGCAAGUCUCCAGGGAAGAGAGAUGUUUCAGACUCUGGAUUAAUAGUCUUGGAAUUUCUACCUAUAUUAACAACGUCUUCGAGGAUCUCAGAAAUGGCUGGAUUCUUCUGGAAAUCCUAGAUAAGAUUUCUCCAGGAUCGGUCAAUUGGAGGCACACAACUAAACCACCUAUCAAGAUGCCAUUUAGAAAAGUUGAGAAUUGCAAUCAAGCUGUUAGGAUUGGAAAACAAUUAAAAUUCUCACUCGUCAACGUAUCAGGGAUCGACAUUGUACAAGGGAAUAAGAAGCUCAUACUUGCUUUCUUAUGGCAGCUGAUGAGGUUUAAUAUGCUUCAACUUUUAAAGCACUUGAGAUCUCGAUCCCAUGAGAUAACAGAUGGUUAUAUACAGAGGUGGGCCAAUAGAAAAGUCAAAUCCACAGGCAGAACUUCCCAAAUGGAGAAUUUUAAGGAUAAAAGCCUUUCAAAUGGGAUAUUCUUCCUUGAGCUUCUAACUUCCGUAGAGCCCAGGGUUGUCAAUUGGAACCUUGUAACCAAGGGUGUAAGUGAUGACGAGAAGAAGUUAAAUGCAACUUAUAUCAUCAGUGUUGCGCGAAAGCUUGGUUGCUGUAUCUUCUUGUUGCCCGAAGACAUCAUGGAGGUGAAUCAAAAAAUGAUGCUUAUGUUGACAGCAAGCAUUAUGUACUUUUACCUUCAGCAAUGUGAUGAAGAGACAGAAUCAACUCCAUCAUCAGUUACAGUCACACCAGAAGCUUCCCCAGCCCCUUCUUUUUACGGGGAUGAUGGUAUUGGUAUUGGUGGUGCGUUUAGUGGAGACUAUUUCAACAUGUCUAUGGAUGAUGCAGCCUCAGAUACCACUUGUGCUUCCAAUCUUGAAGACAUCGCUUCACUGUAA
This is a messenger RNA of Lactuca virosa, 2451 nucleotides long. NCBI's taxonomy places the organism in Eukaryota, Viridiplantae, Streptophyta, Magnoliopsida, Asterales, Asteraceae. The record is from the annotation of a GenBank genome assembly.